This is a messenger RNA of Acanthosepion pharaonis, 603 nucleotides long. The record is from the annotation of a GenBank genome assembly. NCBI's taxonomy places the organism in Eukaryota, Metazoa, Mollusca, Cephalopoda, Sepiida, Sepiidae.
AUGGGCCCAAAAUUAACCCCCUUUUUCCCUAAGGAAUACAACCCACGGCCGGCAAUUUUCAACACCCCAGUCAACCAACCCAAACCGGCAAGGGGCAAAUUUAACAAAACCCCCACACGAAAACACCCCAAACUUUCCCCGCAGGGAAAAAAACAACCGGCAAAAAUAAAAAACGGGACUUUUUUCCCCAAAACCACCCGAACCGAGAAAAAUAAAAGGAACCAAACCCCCCUUUCGUCGCUGACCCAUUUUUCGGCCAGAAAGCCCCAACCAAAAACCUUUACCCGGGGGAAAACCCCAACCAACCGAGGGCCGUUUGGACCAAAAACCCAACCAAACCCGGGGCCCCACCGGGCCCCCAGCGGGGAACCAAAAAAGCGAGGGCCUAAAUUUAAAAAACAGGGCCCACCCCAAAGGCCUUCAAAACCCCGUUUUCCCCGUGCAAAACACCCCCGACCCCCUGCCCCGGGGCCAACUUUAAAAACCACCCCCCCCGGUUUUGGGACCGGCCCCCGCGCCGAAUGCCAAAUCGAAAAAAUUUUUAACGGUUUUCCCCAAGGGCAAAGAUUUUUCCCCCUUGCCCUACCCCAGCCUCCCCCUUAA